This is a messenger RNA of Onychostoma macrolepis, 4984 nucleotides long. RefSeq names its product small G protein signaling modulator 1b (gene sgsm1b). Gene Ontology annotation, biological process: activation of GTPase activity. Gene Ontology annotation, molecular function: GTPase activator activity. The coding region runs from base 144 to 4256 and encodes 1370 amino acids. The record is from RefSeq and is a predicted model, not a curated record. The transcript is spliced from 26 exons. NCBI's taxonomy places the organism in Eukaryota, Metazoa, Chordata, Actinopteri, Cypriniformes, Cyprinidae.
UCCCGACAGAGAUCGGCGAUAUAUCGCUCAUGACUGCGGCGCGUUGACGCGCGACGCCACACCCUGCGCGCGCAGCUCUGACUCACGACGCCGCGCUUCAUCCUGCGCACAUUCAUCCCUCACACGAACAGCGGACUCCAGCCAUGGCAGAAUCCGAGACGCGUCAGAGGCUGCUGCGCAACGUCAAGAAGGAGGUCAAGCAGAUCAUGGAGGAGUCCGUGACACGCAAGUUUGUGCAUGAAGACAGCAGUCACAUAUUCUCUUUCUGCGGUGUGGUGGAAGCGUGUGUUCUUCACGGUCUGAAGCGACGGGCCGCUGGAUUCCUGCGCAGCAACAAGCUGACGGCUCUCUUCAUGAAGGUGGGGAAGAUGUUUCCAGCAGCUGAGGAACUCUGCAGAAAAGUUCAGGAACUGGAGCAAAUCAUCGAGAACAAACAAAACCAGAGUCAGACGAGUCAAGAGAGUGUGCGGAAACAGCCCCGGCCGCCAAACCUGUCGCCGCUGGCCAUCAAACACCUGUGGAUCCGCACGGCGCUCACAGAGAAGCUGCUGGACAAAAUCGUCCUGUAUUUGGUGGAGAACAGCAGCAAGUUUUAUGAAAGAGAAGCUCUUCUGAGAGAUCCAGUUGACGGCCCAAUCCUCGCAUCUUUGCUUGUCGGUCCCUGUGCUUUGGAGUACACAAAAGCGAAGACCGCCAAUCAUUUCUGGACGGAUCCGUCGGCUGAUGAACUGGUGCAGAGACACCGCAUUCACAGCGGACACUGCCGCCAGGAUUCCCCCACAAAACGCCCGGCUCUCAUCCAGAAGAGGCAGUCGAGCGGCAGCAUGGAUGACCGGCCGUCUCUGUGGGCGCGAGAUUACGUCGAAUCUCUUCAUCAAAACUCCAGAGCCACGCUGCUCUUCGGGAAAAACAACGUCCUGGUGCAGCCGAUGGACGACAUGGAAGCAAUCCCAGGAUACCUCUCUCUUCACCAGACGGCCGAUCUGAUGACGCUGAAAUGGACACCGAACCAGCUGAUGAACGGAAACGUGGGGGAGUUUGAUUAUGAGAAAAGUGUAUAUUGGGAUUUUGCCAUGACCAUUCGUCUGGAGGAAAUCGUCUAUUUGCACUGUCAUCAGCAAGUGGACAGUGGUGGUACUGUGGUGUUGGUCAGUCAGGACGGGAUCCAGAGGCCUCCGUUCCGCUUCCCUAAAGGCGGUCACCUGCUGCAGUUCCUCACGUGUCUGGAGACGGGCCUCCUUCCUCACGGACAGCUAGAUCCUCCGCUCUGGUCCCAAAGAGGAAAGGGAAAAGUGUUUCCAAAGCUGCGUAAAAGGAGUCCGCAUGAGUCCUGCGAGUCGUUCUCAGACAAAGAUGAAGACGAGGCCACCGAUUAUGUGUUUCGGAUCAUAUAUCCUGGCAGUCAGGAGUUCGUGGCCCCGGAGCUGAUGGAUCAGACGGUGAACCUGUGGCAGCCCGCGCCGAGGAAGUCGUCUUGUUCCUCCUGCUCGCAGAACGGCUCGUCGGACGGCGGCCUUCCCAACGGAUGCAACCAUGACAGGGCUCCGCUGAAGCUGCUCUGCGAGACCAUGAAGCACCAGAUCAUCUCCCGCGCUUUCUACGGCUGGCUGGCGUACUGCCGUCACCUGUCCACCGUCCGCACGCACCUGUCCGCUCUGGUCAACCCCACUAUCGUUGAGCCCGACAUCCCCUAUGAUGCCAAAGAAGGCCUGUCCGCAGAAGUGUGGAAGACCUUUCUACUGGACACCACUGCGUACGAGGAGGAGGAGCUGCUCCGGCUGGUGUAUUACGGCGGCGUGGAGCCGUCUCUGCGUAAGGAGGUCUGGCCCUUCCUUCUGGGACACUAUCACUUCAGCAUGAGCCUCACCGAGCGCAAGGAGGUGGAUGAGCAGGUUCGAGCCUGUUAUGAGCAGACCAUGAGCGAGUGGCUGGGAUGUGAAGCCAUCGUGCGUCAGCGGGAGAAGGAGCAGCACGCCGCAGCUCUGGCCAAGUGUGCGUCAGGUGCCAGCGUGGACCACGGCUCGCGCCAGGACUCCACCAUCAGCACGGAUUCGUCUCACAGCAGCAGCAGCUCCGAGAAACAGAGUCACGCCGGAUCACACAGCGACUCCAACAGCAGCACUCAGGUGUUCGGCUCUGUAGACGAGGUGGACCCGAUCGAAUCUGAGCCCAAACCCAAAGACGAGAAGCCACAGCCCAGAAUCCCAAACGGCACUCUGCCAAACUGCACCAGUUCUCCAGACUCCGGACAUCCGUCGUCCCGUAACUUCUCCGUGACCUCGGCGCUCUCAGACUGCUCUCCCAGCACAGAGGAGACAUCCACGCAAGAGUCGGGGCCCAAAACCGCAGGCCGAGAGCCGCCUUCAGGAGACCAGACGGUUGAGAAGACCAAAGAGGAGCGACCGGAAAACAGCUCCACUACUCAGGAUACGGUCAAAGAAGAUGCUGAGGUUUCACAAACCAAGAGCGUUGCUUCAGAUGCUGCGAUAAAACCUCUAGAAAAAGACAAACUCCAGACAUUGAAUUCAGAAGAAGACAAACUCCAGACAUUGAAUUCAGAAGAAGACAAACUCCAGACAUUGAAUUCAGAAGAAGACAAACUCCAGACAUUGAAUUCAGAAGAAGACAAACUCCAGACAUUGAAUUCAGAAAAAGACAAACUCCAGACAUUGAAUUCAGAAAAAGACAAACUCAGACAUUCAUUGAAUUCAGAAAAAGACAAACUCCAGACAUUGAAUUCAGAAGAAACAUCUAAGACAGAAACGCAUGAGGCGGCAAACUCAAAAAACGCAGCUGAUUUGUCUGAAAGAGAAACUAAAAUGCAAAACAAUGCUGGAAAAUCUGAACAAAAUGACAUGAAUGAAUCACAACAGGAUCCUGUUGAAGAAACAACCAAAUCCUCAGAUUCAAAAGUGGUUGAGAUUGAAGCUCCAAGACAUGCGUCUUCUCCGUCUGGAGAAGAAAACCCAAAAUCAAAAGCAGACCCAGAAGCGUAUUUGAAAAUGGAUGAAGGCCAAGACGCCAAAUCUGAUCCACAGCCGUCGCUGGACGUUACGAGAAUCUCUCAAACGGAUGAAAACAAACCCCAAAACUCAUCUGAAUGUUCAUCUGAAGCACAGAAUGUGAUACGAACUCUGAAUGAAGCCAUCAGCGCGCCGCAAACGAUCGGCUGGGACGCCGGUCGAUCCAUAAUCAAACAGAUCACCGAAUCCGAGUCGGAGAGCUGCGGCCUCAUCACCUCACUAUCGAAACUAUCUCCAGACCUGUCCGACGACUCGCCCUCGGCGCUGGAAAUGGAGGAGAUUGCUUCGUCGGUGGUUUAUAUGUCCUCGGAGAGCAGCGUGUGCAGGACGCCUCUGACUUUGGCUCGUCCCGUGGCGCCGGAGAAGACGGUCGUGGGAAUGCCGGCUCUGGAGCUCUGCAUGGAGCCGAGCAUCAACACCAGUCCGGAGGGAACAGACUCUGCGCUCUCCGAGGAGGAACCGGAGAUGGACAACUCACUCCCCAAACCAGACUCUCUAGCCGUCACAGGAGACAGGAACGACAUCGCGUCUCCGGUGUCGUCUAUCGGGACCACCUACUCGCAGGAGCUGGUGGACCUUUACACGCUUAAUCUGCACCGCAUUGACAAAGACGUCCAGCGAUGUGACAGAAACUACUGGUAUUUCACCCCGGCCAACCUGGAGAAACUGCGCAACAUCAUGUGCAGUUAUGUUUGGCAGCACCUUGACAUUGGAUACGUCCAGGGAAUGUGUGACUUACUAGCGCCCCUGCUGGUCAUCCUGGAUGAUGAGGCCAUGGCCUUCAGCUGCUUCACUGAACUCAUGAAACGAAUGAACCAGAACUUCCCUCACGGAGGAGCCAUGGACACACACUUCGCCAACAUGCGCUCCCUCAUCCAGAUUCUGGACUCGGAGCUGUUUGAGCUGAUGCAGCAGAACGGUGAUUACACACACUUCUACUUCUGCUACCGCUGGUUCCUCCUGGACUUCAAGAGAGAAAUGGUGUACGAUGACGUGUUCUCGGUGUGGGAGACCAUCUGGUCCGCGCGGUUCGCCUCCUCGGAGCACUUUGUGCUGUUCAUCGCGCUGGCGCUGGUGGAGCUGUACCGCGACAUCAUCCUGGAGAACAACAUGGACUUCACCGACAUCAUCAAGUUCUUCAACGAAAUGGCUGAGCGUCACGACGUCCCGAAGCUGCUGGUCAUGGCCCGAGAGCUGGUGCACAAGGUCCAGAUCCUGAUUGAGAACAAGUGAACACUUCCAUUAACAAUCUGAAGACGCUCGUGUCAUUAAACAAGCCCUCAGCUCGAGUAAAUGCCAAACUAGUGUUGCUUUCAUCUGCCCAGACUUAAUAUUAUAAUAUUUGACAUUCAUUUAUAGCGAAUGCAUAUUGAAAUGGGAAGUUGGGGGUGGGACAAACCGCUCAUCUGACCGGCCAAAAAUACAUAACGUUUAUUUAGUUAUGGACUCAAAGCUAAACCGAUUUUGAUUUCAUGGGGUCUGCAAGAGUAAAUAUGACUAUACUGAGAAUAUAUAAGAGAUGAAGAGAGAUAUUAUAGUAAAACAUUUAAGAUAGUUUUAUACGAGGUCGUGGAUUAAACAAAUGGCUGAGAUAUAUGAAGAUGAUCUAUGAAUGGCACCCUUUCUAAGAGAUUUUCUAAAAGCACAAAGUAUUCAAAAUAAUGCUGUAUAUUUAUUUAUUUUUUAAAUGUGUGACAAUUAAGUCAUAAUCAUUAUUGCAGAUGUUUAGUGUACUUCACACGUCACUUCAUGAUGUUUGCACAGAAAGAGACGGCACCUGUUUGCGUCGGGGAAGAAAGUGAUUUUUUGUCAUUUUCAGCUGAUUGGGAGAGUCUCGUCUCAUAUUUCACCUCUAAAUACAAAGGAAAAAAUAAGAAGUGAUAAUUGCAUUCUAUUUUUAGGGCCAUUAACAUUUAAUUUAGUAAAUCGUUAUUGUAAUGCAUUUUUUUUUAUUAUUUUUU